GAUUUUUCCUCGGAUUUUUCAAAUCAAAAGUCAAAUUACUGUUAGUGAAAUAUUGAAAUAAUUCAGUGAUUUUGUAAACAUUUCAUAUCAACCGGGUUAAUGACUAAUCUCUUGCCAGAAUUUUGAAAUAACUACAUACUUUUGCUGUGAAAUCGCCCAGCAGGAAACCAUCAGAUGCGGGCUCACCGUUAGCUAACCUCUUUUUUGCACAGCCAAAUUUAUUAACCGAUAGGCGACAAUAAUAUAUAAGUAAUGGAUGAAGAUUAGUUCACUCUCAUUUUCCGACUGGAAAUCAUGGAGGUGAUAUCGAAUAGUCUGUUUGUUUUGUUCGUGUGCAGCUUCCUGUCCCUUUCUCAACAGUGUACCAAUCCUGGAUAUCCCUUUGAAAAUCACCUCUCUUCAAAAACGCCAUACAGAUUCGUGUCAAAUCAGAGCUUUGAUAGAAUUUUAUAUGAAGGAUGCAUUCCUCAGAAAAUCUGGAUGCUAGUGAGACAUGGGACAAGAUAUCCAGAAUAUGGAUUCAUAGAGAAAAUGACUAUUAGAUUACCAGAAAUAAAAGAUCUGAUUCUACAAAAUAAAGACUUGCCCAAUGAAUAUGUAAAAAGUAGAGAUGUGGAUGUGUUCCAAAAAUGGAAACCAUAUGUUCAACUUGCAGACAAAAAAAAGUUGGUUCAUGAAGGUGAAGAGGAAAUGCUACUAUUGGCGGAGAGAAUGCAGAGUAGAUUUCCUGAACUGUUUGAUAGUGUUUACAGCAAUACUUCUUACAAGUUCAAGUACACGUAUUCUCAGCGAACUCAUAAAAGUGCACUUUAUUUCACUAGUGGUCUGUUUGGUAGAGCAGCAGCAAAAGAUAUCUGGUUCCCAGAACCCUCAAGAAAAGAUCCAAUUUUAAGGUUUUAUAAACUCUGUACUCGAUGGGAAAACGAUGUUAAACAAAAUUCGGCCGCUCAGCAAGAGAGAAUAAUUUUUAUGAACGGAGCGGAAAUGUCUAAAACUGUUCAAGAAAUCAACGAGAGAUUGAAAAUGAAGAAAACUCUUCUGGAAACAGAGGACAUAAUUAUGAUGUAUGACAUGUGUGCAUAUGAAACAGCCUGGAACAAAUUAGCCAAAUCACCUUGGUGUUCUGUUUUCACUGUAGACAAUUUGAAGGUCCUGGAAUAUGCUGCAGAUCUCAAACAUUACUGGCGCGAUGGAUACGGUUUUGAAUUGACGUAUAAACAAGCCUGCCCUGCCUUUGGAGAUAUGAUGAAUUUCUUAGAGUCAAAAUCACGCUUUCCAAGAGUUAACGUAUACUUCACACACUCUGGCACAUUAUUGAAAAUGUUGGCCCAUCUAGGACUAUAUGAGGACGACGAGCAUUUAACUGCAAAGAAUUUCGAUCACAUGUUGACGAGAAAGUGGAGGACAAGUUUGAUUGAUAGUUUUGGAACUAAUCUGGCUUUUGUUCUUUACAGUUGUGAUUCAGUUGACAAACUAUUGGUGCUGCAUCAAGAGAAAAUCGUCAGAUUGCCACCUUGCCCGGAUUCCGAUUUAUGUGAAGUGGACAAAAUCAAAGAGUUCUACGGGGAAAGUCUGGAUAGCUGCGAUUUUCAAGGCAUGUGCAAUUCGACUUAUACUCAGAGAGAUGUUGGGGAAGCAUAAUAUGGUUGAGCCCAGGACAGAAACGGAUUUCUAUUACCAAAGACAAUCAUAUGUUUUGACGAGAUUUUAAUUUUAUUUAUUGAGCGAAUGACGUUGUAUGAAAAUAUGUCACCAAGAGUUAAUGAAACAAUAAAUUAUUCUUUUAUG
Phaedon cochleariae (mustard beetle) is the source of this 1788-nucleotide messenger RNA. Lineage: Eukaryota; Metazoa; Arthropoda; Insecta; Coleoptera; Chrysomelidae. The record is from the annotation of a GenBank genome assembly.